Messenger RNA from Talaromyces rugulosus, 1062 nucleotides. RefSeq lists its product as uncharacterized. The record is from RefSeq and is a predicted model, not a curated record. The coding region runs from base 1 to 1062 and encodes 353 amino acids. Gene Ontology annotation, molecular function: zinc ion binding; L-iditol 2-dehydrogenase (NAD+) activity. Gene Ontology annotation, biological process: D-sorbitol catabolic process. The transcript is spliced from 3 exons. Lineage: Eukaryota; Fungi; Ascomycota; Eurotiomycetes; Eurotiales; Trichocomaceae.
AUGUCACUUGAUCGUGAUAACCUCUCGUUCAUUCUCGAGGGAAUCAAACAAGUCAAGUUUGAGGACCGCCCGGUUCCUGAGAUCAUAGACCGUCAUGACGUCCUCGUGAACGUCAAGUAUACCGGAGUGUGCGGCAGUGAUGUCCAUUACUGGGAACAUGGCUCAAUCGGCCAAUUCGUCGUACGUGAGCCCAUGGUCCUCGGCCAUGAAUCCUCUGGCAUAAUCAGCCAAGUCGGCGCCUCCGUCAAGACGCUGAAAGUCGGAGAUCGCGUGGCUCUCGAGCCCGGUAUCCCCUGUCGACGCUGCGAGCCGUGCAAGUCCGGCAAAUACAAUCUGUGUAUCGACAUGGCAUUCGCUGCUACGCCGCCUUACGAUGGCACCCUGGCCAAGUACUACCGAUUGCCAGAAGAUUUCUGCUACAAGCUGCCGGAGACAAUGUCACUUCAAGAAGGAGCUCUGAUGGAGCCCCUGGGGGUUGCCGUGCAUAUUGUGAAACAGGGGGGAGUCACACCGGGUUCGUCUGUUGUUGUUUUUGGCUCGGGCCCCGUGGGCCUUUUGUGCUGUGCUGUCGCAAAGGCGUUUGGCGCGAGCAAAAUCAUUGCUGUGGAUAUCCAGCAAACCCGAUUGGACUUUGCAAAGAAAUACACUGCCACGUCCACGUUCAUGCCGGACAAAGUGUCUUCAGAGGAAAACGCCAUUCGCAUGAAGGAGGAGAACGAUCUCGGACCCGGCGCCGAUGUGGUCAUUGACGCUUCCGGCGCAGAGCCAUCAGUGCACACGGGUAUUCACGUCCUCAAGACUGGCGGUACAUAUGUUCAGGGAGGCAUGGGCAGGUCGGAAAUCACCUUCCCAAUCAUGGCGGCUUGCACCAAGGAGUUGAAUGUCAAGGGAAGUUUCAGAUAUGGCAGCGGAGACUACAAGCUCGGCAUCGAGCUGGUCUCUACGGGUAGAAUCGACGUGAAAGCGUUGAUUACCGGCGAGGUGAAGUUCGAAGAUGCUGAGAAUGCGAUCAAGGAUGUCAAGAUGGGCAAGGGGAUCAAGACCCUGAUUGCUGGUAUUUGA